AGAAGUAUGAAUGCCCUGACGUCUGCAGAAGCCGUAUCACCAUAAAUGCUGCAAGGCCAAUGCAAACGGUGGAAUGACCAUGCAGCGCCUUUAAGAACAGCUAACAGUCGUUAACAGGCGCUAUUGUGUCGUAUAGGUGGAUACUGUAGAAUACACCUAUGCCUGACAGGAGGUAUCCGUUACCGCGUCAGCCAACUGGAACAUUAUACCGGUUGUCAGGAUCACGUUCCUUUAUCGAAUUAUUUAUUUAUCUCUCUCACACACACUUUCUCUCUCCAGUGUCUCGCUCUCUUUCGCUUUAGGUACGUACCUCUCCUCAUCAGCUUGCCAAGCGCGCGAGAGCUGUGCGUAAAAAAGUAGCGCUGGGUGUCUGUCGCCGCUUAUUGAAUUACAUCACGCUUCGGAGUUCCUCUCCGGGAGCACGAGCUCAAACAGCCCCGUCCCUUCAUCCUCUUUGUCCCCACUUAAGCCAACGUCCACAGAGCAACGCCGACUUUGAGAGGAAGUUUCACCGCCAGUAUUGGCGUCGCCAAACGAUUGAGGAUUGUCGGCGGAGGCGAAACGGAGUAAAACAUUCUUCCUAAAAAAACAGAAACGGGUAAAACCUUCAAGCUGAAUUCGUCCGGCCUACUGACUAUGCCCCGGAGUCCCAUGUGAGGAUGAGAUGGCCCAGAGUUGUUCUGACUACUCAGAGGACUCCGCCUCUGACAGCUCCCGUGAGGAGACCAUCUACGAGACCAUAAGAGCCACCGCCGAGCCGGCCCCCAGACACAUGGACGACAUACACACUCACUCCCUGGUCGUCCGCAUCGUCAUCCCCGACCUGCAGCAGACAAAAUGUAUGCGGUUCAACCCCAACGCAACCGUGUGGGUUGCCAAGCAGAGGAUCCUGUGCACGUUGAACCAGAGUCUGAAGGACGUGUUGAACUACGGCCUCUUCCAGCCCGCCAUGAACGGACGAGACGGGAAGUUCCUGGAUGAAGAACGCCUCCUACUGGAAUACCCACAGCCAAUCAGCAAAGGAGUUCCAUCUCUGGAGUUCCGCUACAAGAGCCGAGUCUACAGGCAGCCCCAUGUGGAAGAGAAGCAGAUUGCCAAACUUCACACCAAGGCCAACUUGAGAAAGUUUAUGGACCUCAUCCAGCACCAUCAGGUGGAGAAAGUAUCUAGGCUGCUGGAGAGAGGGCUGGACCCCAACUACCAGGAUACAGAGACUGGUGAGACCCCCCUGACGUUUGCGGCCCACCUGGAUAACGUGGUGGAGAUCAUAAAGGUUCUGAAGAAUGGAGGGGCCCACCUGGACUUCAGGGCCAAAGACGGCAUGACGGCCCUACACAAAGCUGCUAGGUCCAAGAACCAGGUUACUCUGAUGACCCUGUUGGAGCUUGGUUUGUCUCCAGACUAUAAGGACAGUCGGGGUCUGACGGCGCUCUACCACACAGCCAUGGUGGGAGGAGACCCGUUGUGCUGUGAGUUGCUGCUACAUGAACACGCCACCGUCUGCUGCCAAGACGAAAACGGCUGGCACGAAGUCCACCAGGCUUGUCGGAAUGGCUUUGUCCAGCACCUGGAGCAUCUGCUGUUCUACGGGGCGGACAUGAGCGCACAGAACGCCUCAGGGAACACAGCGCUGCACAUUUGUGCUCUCUACAAUCAGGAUAACUGUGCCAGGGUGCUGCUGGUCCGUGGAGCCGACAAAGCGGUGAAGAACUACAACAGCCAGAGUCCCUUCCAGGUGGCCAUCAUCGCGGGGAACUUUGAACUGGCCGAACUGGUCAAGAACCACAAAGAGACAGAUAUAGUGCCUUUCCACGAGGUCCCGGAAUACUCCAAGCGGCGUCGGGCCCUUCCCCCUACCAGCAGCAGCGGUAGCUCCCUGGCGGCCCCCCGGGUCCUGCUGCGCUCCAACAGUGACAACAACCUCACGGUGAGCCAGGGCCCCCCCCAGGACUGGUCCCAGCCCCAGGGACACCCCCAGCACCACGGACCCCAACACGGAGGGGUCGGACCCCCCACCUCCACCUCCCACCAUAUCCUCUCUCCACAGCUGCUCCAGCAGAUGCAGGGGAACCCCAAUGGCACUGUGAGCACCAUGGGCCAGGGGUCCCGCAGUACCAGCGUGGGGGUGGUCCCCCGGAGUCGGUCCCCGUCCCUCAACCGGCUGGGAGAGGAGGCCCGCAGGCCGCACCCGCAGACACAUGUACAGACACAGCAGACGCAGCACAGACAGCCCAGUAGUAAUAUGGAGGUGGUGGUCCAGCGGAGGAAGCUGUACAGUGCUGUGCCAGGGAGGCACUUUGUGGUGGUCCACGCCUACCAUCCACAGGCCGAGGGAGAGAUCACCCUCUACAAGAACGACAGAGUUAAAGUUCUGAGCAUCGGAGAGGGGGGGUUCUGGGAAGGCAGUGCCCGGGGCCAGGUGGGCUGGUUUCCUGCGGAGUGCGUGGAGGAGAUUCCUGCCAAGCCCAGCGAGGAGAGGAUGCACACAAGGGCUGACCGCUCGGACAGGAGGAAACUCUUCCGACACUACACUGUGGGGUCCUACGAUAGCUUUGACGCUUCCAGCGACUGCGUGGUCGAGGAGAAGACGGUGGUCUUGACCAAGAAGGAGAAUGAAGGCUUCGGCUUCGUGCUGCGAGGGGCCAAAGCGGACACGCCCAUCGAGGAGUUUACUCCCACCCCUGCCUUCCCAGCCCUCCAAUAUCUGGAGUCGGUGGAUGAGGGAGGAGUGGCCUGGCAGGCGGGGCUUAGGACCGGGGACUUCCUCAUUGAGGUCAACCAGGAGAAUGUGGUGAAGGUGGGCCACAGGCAGGUGGUCAACAUGAUCCGUCAUGCAGGGAACAGCCUCAUCAUCAAAGUGGUAACGGUCAGCAGGAAUAUGGACCCUGAGGACACCGCACGCAAAAAAGCCCCCCCACCGCCAAAGAGAGCCCCCACCACAGCCCUGUCUAUGCGCUCCAAGUCUAUGACCUCUGAAUUGGAAGAACUAGAUAAAGUGGACGAGGUGUCACCUUCCCCGAAUGCCGUGGACGUGAAGGUGGCCACCAUUAAGCCACGCCCCUCCAGCCGCUGUUUGGUCACGCCUACUGACAUGAAUUCCAUGUACGACCGCCAGGGUGGUGUGGCAGUGCUACCACCCACCAUGCCAGGCAGUCCUAGAGGGGGGGCAUUCCUGGGAAUACUUGCCAAGGGUGGCACCAUGAGGAGACAGAAGUCCAUAGGUAUAACAGAAGAGGAGAAGACGCUCCUCACCCCUCCCCCACUCAAGUUCACCCGCAGCCUCUCCAUGCCCGACACGUCCGAGGACAUCCCUCCUCCCCCGGCCAUCUCUCCCCCGUCUCCCCCCUCCUCCUACAACUCUCCAUCCAUCUCCCCCACGCCAAGGGGCUUAGGCACCACCCGACCGGGCCUCACCCUCAAUUCUGCUGGAAAAUGUUCCAACACCACUAUCCUUGGCAACCGCAUGGUAGAUGUAGGGACACUAAGGCGAGGUUAUCACCGCCAGAGCUCAGAACAGUACGAUAGUAGAAGCCGAGGACGGGCACCCGUGCCCGAGAACCCGUACUCGGAGGUGGGCAACAAGGCGCUGUACGUGCCUGCCAAGCCGGCGAGGAGGAAGGGCAUGCUGGUCAAGCAGCCCAAUGUGGAGGACAGCCCAGAGAAGACCUGCUGUGCCCCGCCCUCAGACACCAUUUCCAUGCCGACCACACCCACUGAGAGGACCUUCUCGUCCAUUCCCAUCCCCACCAUCAUCGUCAAGGAGCCGUCCACCAGUAGCAGUGGAAAGAGCAGCCAGGGCAGCAGUAUUGAGAUCGAGCCCACCACGCCCGAACACCCACCCUUAACGCCCGGGGCAGGGGGCAGGGGGCUGAGGCCUGAAGACCCCAUUGUCAACAAUCCCUUUGCGGCUGCCAUCGCAGGGGCAGUGAGGGACCGGGAGAAGAGGCUGGAGGCGCGGAGGAACUCGCCCGGCUUCCUCUCCACCGACAUGGGGGAUGAGGACUUGGGAGACCCGGCCCAGUGCCUACGCCAGUCCAAGUCUAUCGAUGAGGGGAUGUUCAGCAAUGACGAGCACCUGCAGAGGAUAAUGGCUCCCCCGCCGGCCGCCAACCUGCUGCAAGAAGGGGGUGAUCGUGGGGGUAACGUGACAGACUUCAACACCCCUGAGCCCACCCAGGUGGUGAGGGAGCCCCUGACCGCGCGUACCGGCCAGUACCCCAACCUGGACAGCCCCGUCAGUCUCCCGGCCACUCCGCCCAAGACCUACAGCUCCAACGGAGGAAGGGACUACCUGCACCCCGUCACAGGUAAGGCCCUGGACCCUAACUCGCCCCUCGCCCUGGCGCUGGCGGCCCGGGACAGAGCCAUGAAGGAGCAGACACAACCCCAGUCCCUCCCUCCCAACCCCCACAAACCUGGCCUCAAUCAGCCCCUCUUCAUCGAUACCAAGCUCCGCUCCAACACCGAGACAAGCUUCGCUACCUCCACGACAACCCUGGGGCGAGGCAGAGGGGUAGGUCUGAGGAGGCAGAUGACGGAGCAGAAGUACAAGUCGGAUGGAGUGAGGGAGGAGAGGCAGCAGGCGGAGCAGGAUGCCGGGCUGCUGAUGGUGCACACCAAAAACAGCCCAGAGGGGGAAGACAGGGGGCAGGAGAACACACCAGCCCAGGACAACAGUAUCCCCAGUGAACUGAGAGACCCCAACCAGCCAAACCCCCCCACCAACAGCCACAGUACCAUGCCCCUGCCCCCUGUGCCGCGGGGGAAGAGCAUCACGGCUGGGGGGUCGGUGGACGAGCCAGUCAAGCUGCCCUUCCGCAUGCCCCCUUCCCCGCUGGCCUCGGUGGACAUCGAGGAGGUGGAGGAGUUUGUCUUCUCCGAGCCCUUGCCACCGCCACUGGAGUUCGCCAACAGCAUCGACAUCCCUGAGGACCAGGCAACGGCCAUCGCUGAGUUGCUCAAGCAACGGAACCAAGAGAGACGCAACGGGAUGGGGGACAGGGGGCCAAAUCCACCCCCAUACUACACCCACGGCCCACCCCCUGUCGGCCAGUUCCGACGGGGAAGCGGGAUGUCCAAUUGCGUGCCCCCACCCUCCUAUCCCCCUCCGACCCCUGACGGUGGCUUUAAGCAAGGUGUCACUGACUCAGGCAUCGAGGAGGUAGACAGUCGCAGCAGUGGAGACCCCCAUAUGGAGACUACCAGCACAAUUUCCACAGUUUCCAGCAUCUCUAUACUGUCGUCGGAGGGCGGGUACAACAGCGCCCUGGAGAACACUUCCAUGGUCUAUACUGAUGGCCAGGCUUACCUCGAUGACCGACCCCCCGUUCCCCCCAAGCCCAAAAACAAGCCCAUCAUCAACAAGAACACUGCACUUUACCACGACGUCCUCAUGGAGGAAUCCCUGGACUCCUUCGGGGUGCCCCCUCCUGUCCCUCCUCCUCCACCCGGGUCCAUGUCCCCCCCGGACCUCCCCAGGACCCCCUCCCAUCGGUCGUCCAAGCUGUGGGGCGAGCCCCCGGAGCUAAGGAGCCCGCCCACGUCUGACCCUAAGGCCACAGUUAUCAAUGAGUUGAGCUCCAUCUUAUCACAGAUGUACCGGCCCAAACAGGGGGACUCCUUCGACUCACCCACCACAGGGGCCAGGGGCGGCUUUGGAACUAGCUCUCCAGCCUCAGGAAGCCAGCGGAACUCCAGCGUGUCCUUCAGCCUGCCCCCCUCCUCCUGCACCCCUCCUUCCAGCCUGCCCCCUCACCUCUGCAGCCCCCCGGACACCUCGAACCUCUCCUCGCCCCCCUGCCCCUCCUCUUUACCCCACUCUGCCUCGGCCAGCCUCAGCGACCUCUUCGGCCUGCCCACCCCACCCAUGGGGAGUGCGAGUGGCUUCGGCAACAUGGGUGGUAGCCUUGGUGGAGGGUCCUCGUGCGGUGGCUCGCGCUCCCCCUCACCACUCACCCUAAUGCAGGCCGUAGCCACCUCAGGCAAGCCCUUCGCCUCCAAGCCCGUGGAGCUGUGGAGCAAGCUGGACGUGGCCGACUGGCUGGACAGUCUGAAUUUGUCGGAGCAUAAAGACGCCUUCCUGGACAACGAGAUCGAGGGCGCCCACCUGCCCUCGCUGCAGAAAGAGGAUCUGAUUGACCUGGGGGUGACGAGGGUGGGCCACCGCAUGAACAUCGAGAGGGCCCUCAAAAUGCUGCAGGACAGAUAAAGCCAGGGGGUGUGGAUUUAUCUGAAACACUCUCUCUCCUACCUGUUCUCCUUUUCUGUCUGGGACGAUUUAGGACUCGGCCUCUGACUCCUCCCUUCCUGCCUCGACUCUGUGGUGUGUUUGUGUUUGACCAUUCCCAUUCUGCUUCCCGAGUAUCAAGGGAUGUCGGAAUCCUGGAGAAACUACAUCAAUCCAGAAUGGAGAAAAAGUGGGAAAAAUCCUGCAUCUUUUUAGGGAUGCUCAUGUCACCACACUUUGGAAUAUUCUUGAAACGUAGCCCUCAAACACUUUGAAAUACUGAUAGAAAUCCAACCUGGACAUUUUUGGAAUACUAAAGACUACAACUCCCAAUUUGCUUUGGAAUACUCAAUACUUUUUCAAGCUCCCACCGUGCGGGUGUUUGGAACCAGCUGAGCUGGUUGGCGCUCCUUUUCUAUCUUUGCUAGAGUUUCUUCAGAGAAUAUUUCUUCACUAGAGUCAAACCGUGGGUUAUGUUUAUGGAUGCAUCUGACGUUGUAGAGACAUUUGAAAAACAUUAGAAACGAGAACCUUUGCAGAAAUGUUUAGCUUAAUCCUAAACCAUAUCACUCGUUGCAAGCAAAUACACACACACACACACACACACACACACACACACACACACACACACACACACACACACACACACACACACACACACACACACACACACACACACACACACACACACACAGAUAUCCGGCGAUGGCCUUCUCCUGAGAGAGAGAAACAUACUGAUGUGUUAGUCUUUUCUAAUGCAUGGCUGGAGGGGCUCUACUGUAGCAGGCACCACUGUCCCCUUCACAUCCCUGUUCACUGUGGAAGGUGUGUGUAUUUGCGUUUUGUCAGAGACAUGUUUGUGAGGCGUGUGUGCGCACACUGUGGGAGGUUUGUUAAAUGGGUUUUAGAAAGACAUGAGUGAGAGUGUAAGGUCUAGAUUCAAUCAAAUCAAGCGUUAAGCGGUGCUAGCCGACACCCACAUAGCUGAUGUUUUGGCAGUGUCGGAAGUGUAACUGUGUUAGAGCUGUCAAAUCGGUGAUCAUUGUCACAAAGCCACACCCAUUCCUUUUGUGUUGUAAGUUCAAAAAGAGAAAGUGUAUGCUAUAUAGAAAUAAUAUAGCAUACAAUAAUAUGCUCAAAUUGAAAAUCAUGAAACAAAAUAAUGAGGAUUUCUAUCAGCCUAAUCAAGGUGUAGACUGCAUCUCACAUUCUGGUGUUCGAACUUGUAAACAGGGCUGCGUGGGAUUUCUCUUAAUGCGACUCCAUGCCGCCAAUGGCAAUGUCUGUUUUAGGAGCCGCUUGUGGAUUUGACAGCUCUAACACAGUUCCACCUCCGACACUGCCAAAACAACCCUACGCUGGUGUGGAUCUGAUAGAAUCUAGCCCUAAGUGUUGGCGUCAUGUGUGUUUUCAUUGUCUUCCACACAAUUGACAGUGACCUGGACAGGAGUGGAAUGCCAGACCCCUACUCCCUAUCCCCGAACCAACCAACCUCCCUUCAGGCCUAUGACAGAAAUAAUCCACCUAUCACAACAACAAUUUUCCUGCCAUAAUAUCACCAUCUCUCUCCAGCCAUCUUUAAUCAUGUCUAAUCACUGAGUGAUUCCUUUCACAGAUCAAACAUUGUUUUUAUAUUAAUACCAGUGUGUGCUGUUGUGUUAUAGGUGAGGGUUAAAAAAAAAUAGUUGACACAAUGAUUCUCGGCGGGUAUUUGAAGACAACCAUUUAAAGGAUGAGUGCAAAACGGGUGUUACUUUGUGAUCUGGGUUAACAUAGGACAGUGUGCUUGACCUUGUGCUUGUUUUUAGACAGCUAACCUAUACUGUUCAUUGCAGGGGCCAAGAAUACUAUGAAUAAUAUUAAUUCACUCAAAUCUGCUACCCAGACAUUCACACAAUCACCGAAGAGGAUUUAAAAAAGAUUUAUAGGAACGUUUACAAAGUUUGUGUAUAAUCAGUGUUUGCAUUGCCGAUGAAUCACAAAAUGUAAUUAUUAACAAGAAGAGGUGUUAAUCCUAACUGCUGUUUCCAGAGGGAAGAAAAGAGGUGUGACACAGCAGCACCGACUGAGCAGCUAUUAGAGGGGUAUGGUUUGAUCCAGCCAAUAAAGGCUUUCGAGGAUGCAUUUGGUCCCUGUUCAUUUGAGAAUGAGAGGGAGAGUCCUCCAUAACACUUUACAUAAGCCUGCAGGUAUAAACCUUUUAUAAGGCUUGCUUAUAAAAAGUUAUAAAGUAUUAUUACUACAGGCUUCAAGUAAAAUGUUACUGAGUCCUUUUCUCAACACCAGUGAUGAGCUCUCACACCAAUGAGCAGGUAGAACAAGAUUAUCUUCCAAUCAAAGCUCCAAUCUGACAGCCAAUCAAUAGUUUCCAUCCUUUUUCAUGAAACACCAUUAUGUCAAUGUUAAUAUGAGAACUGCUGAUAGGUCACUACCCAGGAAGUGUUUGAUGGCAUUGAUUUUAAGUAAAUUGAAUAUAUUUAUUGUUUUGAAUGUGUAUUAAGGAAUGAUUUAAAGAAAAGAGUACAUCUAUAGAAUAAUUAUAUGUAUAAUAUUUCUAAAAGGUUCAGAGAGAGAAUUUCUAUGAAAGACUAUGGCCAUUGCAUCCACCCUCAGAACUUAUUUUCUUGUCACUAUCCCUGUUUUAUGUUUGGAUAGUGCCUCAAAUAGCUCAUUAUUCUCUACAUAGUGCCCCAUUUCUGGCCUCUCUGCCUCUGAACUAGAUUAGAACUACCCCAGAAUGGACUGCAAAGAGAAGUGUGGAUGCCAUGUAUGCCACUGUACCCAGAUUACCUAUAUAUUAUAACAUAUCACUAAAAAGUGAACAGUAUUUUGUGGUCAUUCGAGACAUAUCCAUGAUUCUAUCAGUUCACAGUGAUGUUCUAUGAACAUAACCAUGAUUGUUUGGAUUGUGUGCAAUUUAGGGGCUCCUGUUGGACAAAAAAAAUCUACCUUGGUGAGAUUCCUUUUUCUCUCUCCUGGUCCCUGUGUGCAACUGUAUGAUGAUGAAGGGAAGACAAAGGGAUGAUAAAAAAGAGGACUUGCAGGAGUUAUAACGCUGCUAUAAUCCAUUCAUUAUUUUAAAAGACUCAACAAAAGUGACAUAGAAAAAAGCACAGUAUUUUUUAUGAUUUAUAUAGAAUUAUAUGGAAUUUUAUAAAAGACAUUUGGAGAAAAAUAUUCAACUCUGAAGUGUGGUUUGCCAAAAAGUGAAGAAAAAAACCAAGAACUAUAUUAUAUAUAAAUAUAUAUUAAUAGAAAUUAAUAUUAUCAGAUUUAUGAGGAAACUAAGAAGCAAUAUUUAUACUGAAUGGAUAUCCUUGGUGGUGUUUUUUCCCAGUUUUAAGAUGAACUAUCAUUAUAUAUUAUCACCUGUUGAUGUUAUGAACACUGAUAGAUGAAGUGGACAGAAGACAUUUGUCCAAUCAAAAUAUAUUUUAUAUACUAUCCUCUGGCCAUCACCUGCCUAUCUUGAAUAUUGUAAUUUUUGACAAUUCCAAUCGCUUAGUCUGUAUAAAAUGUGUGUAUAAAUGACUGAAACGCUUUACAUUUAUACAUAUCCUCACAGUCCACUGGAUCGAAAACUGUCCCGAUGACACUUUUAUGCUCAACUUAUAUAGAAAUGUACAAAAAAAGAUUCGUUGUGACUGUUGAUUUCAUGGAGAAAAAAACAACAUAUCACUAAGCUAAUUUAUAUGUGGAAUCGUAGAACUGAGUAGUAGUAUUAAGAUGCUAUACAAAUCAUCACUGUGUGACUAUAAGGCUAUGCUACAUAAGGACUGGCAUGGCUCACUAUCCCCCCUACCAUCACAACACAGUUCUUCACUUACCCAUCGGCAACUAUUUGGAUACUUUUGCUAUUUUCUCUUCUUCUUUAUUUUCUCUUCUCUUCUUUUAUUUUUCAUUCUACAUAAAUACCAAGACGUUUCCGUCUCUUUUGUGUAUAUUUGUGUUCAUGUUCUCUAUGUUGUAAUUCCUCAUACGUAGAGUCGACUAUCUAAUUAUCAAUAUGAAUAAGAAAGAGAAGUUUCUUGUAACUGCACUCUUCCUUCCCCCCAAAUCCUCAAUACUUCUUGUAUGGCAACCAAAAGUUACUGUAAGAAAUAAAUAUAAUAUUGCACUAUG
Messenger RNA from Salmo salar (Atlantic salmon), 10348 nucleotides. NCBI's taxonomy places the organism in Eukaryota, Metazoa, Chordata, Actinopteri, Salmoniformes, Salmonidae. The record is from RefSeq and is a predicted model, not a curated record.